AUUAAAGGAAGAGAAUUCAUGCAGGUGGAAAUGAAUGAGAUUGCAUAAAAAAAAAAUAAAAAAGAAAAGAGGAAUAGUUAAAAAUUGAACAUUACCGUGACUCAGAUUGGUGGUUCCGCUCUCUGUUUUGUUUUUACGUAUAAAAAUCCAUCAACAAGCAUCAUAGUUCUAAAAGUCGUUGAAAGAAACAAAGGAAGGAAGAAAAAACGACAUUUCGUUUUAGUUGAGUGUGUAGGCCACAUUCAUUAUUUCGUUGCCGGUGAAUUCUCUUUAUUGUAUGAGAAUUGAUUCAGCUUCAAGGUCCAUUUAUGAAAUAGGAAAGAAACUUUUCAACUCGGAAUCGAGUUUUUUGGGUAAGAAUCUCUUUGCUCCUUUCUUUUCCCUUUGCGCUUAAAUAUAUCGGGUCCCUUCUUUCUUUCUUGUGUUAUUGACAGUAGUUGCAAACAUUUUUUCUGAAUUUUUACUGUUGUUCCUGUUGUUGAAAAUGGACUCGAAUGACUGUGUCUUGUCUCUUAUCGAUGAGCUAGAACAACGACAACAAACUCUCUCUCGUCUUCAAGCUCAAUUGCAACAGGCGUUUCUCCAACUUUCGAAAAAGAAAGCUCAACAUCCGUCGUAUGCUGCUCAAUUACCUGCUGCCGUGAUUUCCAAGUAUCCUCGAUGCUUUGCUGUCUUCGAUGCCAUGGAAGAAUCUUCAUCGAAAAACAAUCCCUCUACAUCUUCUUCUUUUCAGAUUCGUCUGCAAAGCCAUCCAUCCAUGUCCAAACCCUUUUCUCUGCCGAUGAGCUUUGAUAUUGUGGGCCAUGACUUUUUAUCCUGUUUGCAAGAUAUCAUGCUUCUAUGCAAAUCUAACAAAACCAUUCAGUCUUUAUUGGAAUCCAUGCAAAAAGAAUCCUCAAAUUGAAUAGGUUUCUCUUGCAUUCAUGAAAAAUCAAGCUAGUUGCUGUUGUCAAAAACGACUAGAGAAGAGACAGCGGGACCUCCUGCCUUUUGCCAAUUGAGCUUUUGAGUAAAAUACGUUCCCAUACAAGUGACCUUUCGUUCUUUUGUUUUCUAUAUUCAAUGAGCAUGCUCCUUCAUCAUGAUCCGCUAAACUCGCCCACCUACAACCGAUCCUUUGGCACCGGUACCAUAAGGAAAAUUGAAUAAAAAAAAGAAACGUUUUUUACAAACCGUCUAUGAUCAUGGUUCUUAACCAUGCAUACCCAAGUGUCCGACGAUGCCUAUCAAAAGCGUCGCCCAAGGUUUAAUCACACACACGCCUGGCUUAUUGAAAGUUUCUAUUCAAUCAAAUUGUAGAGUAUCUUUUCGUUUAUUUUUUUUACCUUCAAAACACGCAAUGUAGAAUGUUCCUUGAUGAGAAUUAAAAAUUCCUUAAUCUGGAUUUUAAAACAGAA
Schizosaccharomyces cryophilus OY26 is the source of this 1397-nucleotide messenger RNA. RefSeq lists its product as uncharacterized. Lineage: Eukaryota; Fungi; Ascomycota; Schizosaccharomycetes; Schizosaccharomycetales; Schizosaccharomycetaceae. The coding region runs from base 485 to 904 and encodes 139 amino acids. The record is from RefSeq and is a predicted model, not a curated record. The transcript is spliced from 2 exons.